AUUGCCCUUGUUUUUUUCCAGAACCAGAUUGAGGCAGAACUGAAUAAACAUUGGCAGCGGUUGUUAGAGGGGCUCUCUUACUACAGACCUCCCAGCCCAACUUCAGCUGAAAAAGUGAAAGCUAAUAAAGAUGUGGCUUCUCCACUGAAGGAACUGGGUUUAAGAAUCAGCAAAUUUUUGGGUCUUGAUGAAGAACAGAGUGUGCAGUUACUCCAGUGUUACCUUCAAGAGGAUUACAGGGGUACUCGAGACUCCCUGAAGACGGUACUACAAGAUGAGAGACAGAGCCAGGCCUUAAUCCUGAAGAUUGCAGAUUAUUACUAUGAAGAAAGAACCUGUAUUCUUCGUUGUGUCUUACACCUUCUCACUUAUUUCCAAGAUGAAAGACACCCUUAUAGAGUUGAAUAUGCAGACUGUGUUGACAAAUUGGAGAAGGAACUAGUUUCAAAAUAUAGGCAGCAGUUUGAAGAGCUUUAUAAAACUGAAGCACCAACAUGGGAGACACAUGGAAACCUCAUGGUGCCCAGCUACAGCAUCCAGCCUGCCAGCAGCACAGCCAGCGUCUAUGUAGGCACCAGGGGCUCAGGCUCCCAGAUCUCCAUGUCCCACUCUGCCAGCUUCCAGGGCAGCUGGGGGUCUGGGGGCCUCGCCAUGGGGAUGGCCGGGGGUCUGGCAGGAAUAGGGGGCAUUCAGACCAAGAAGGAGACCAUGCAAGAACUGAACGACCUCCUGGCCUCUUACCUGGACAGAGUGAGGAACUUGGAGACCAAUAAUUGGAGGCUGGAGAGCAAAAUCCAGGAACACCUGGAGAAGAAGGGGCCCCAGGUCAGAGACUGGGCGCAUUACUUCAAGACCAUUGAGGACCUGAGGGCUCAGAUCUUUGCCAAUUCUAUGGACAAUGCCCACAUUGUUCUGCAGAUUGACAGUGCCCGUCUUGAUGCUGAUGACUUUAGAGUCAAGUAUGAGGCAGAACUGGCCAUGCGCCCAUCUGUGGAGAGCGACAUCCAUGGGCUCCGCAAGGUCAUUGAUACACCAAUAUCACUCGACUACAGCUGGAUCCGGUCCUUGGAGAUCGAACUGGACUCAAUGAGAAAUCAGAAGUCCAGGUUAGAGGACAGCCUGAGGGAGGUGGAGGCCCACUACAUCAUGCAGAUGGAGCAACUAAAUGGGGUCCUACAUCAUUUGGAGUCAGAGCUGGCACAGACCCAGGCAAAGGGCCAGUGCCAGGCCCAGGAGUAUGAGGCACUGCUAAACAUCGAGGUCAAGUUAGAGGCUGAGAUUGCCACCUACCGCCACCUGCUGGAAGACGGGGAGGACUUCAACCUUGGCAAUGCCCUGGACAGCAGCAGCUCCAUGCAAACCAUCCAAAAGACCACCACCUGCAGGAUAGUGGACGGCAAAGUGGUGUCUGAGACCAACAACACCAAAGUUCUGAGACACUUCUUCAGUGCCCUCAUCCUGGUGGAAGGUAUGGAUAUUGAGUCCUUACAUAAGUGUGCUUUGGAUGACAGGAGAGAACUGCACCAAUUUGCCCAGGAUGGGCUUAUCUGUCAGGAUAUGGACCGUUUGAUGUUGACUUUUGGGGACAUUCCACAUCAUGCCCCAGUGCUUUUGGCCUGGGCUCUCCUCCGUCACACCCUGAACCCAGAAGAGACAAGCAGUGUAGUCCGGAAAAUAGGUGGCACAGCCAUUCAGCUGAAUGUAUUUCAGUACUUGACCAGACUGCUCCGAUCUCUUGCCAGUGGGGGAAAUGAUUGUACCACCAGCACCGCAUGCAUGUGUGUCUAUGGACUCCUCUCUUUCGUUCUCACCUCGCUGGAGCUUCACACACUGGGCAAUCAGCAGGAUGUAAUUGACACAGCAUGUGAAGUCCUGGCAGACCCUUCUCUUCCAGAACUGUUCUGGGGAACAGAGCCAACCUCUGGUCUUGGGAUAAUUCUGGACAGUGUAUGUGGAAUGUUUCCCCACCUGCUUUCCCCACUCCUGCAAUUGCUCCGAGCCCUCGUAUCAGGGAAGUCUACUGCCAAAAAGGUAUAUAGUUUCUUGGAUAAGAUGUCUUUCUACAAUGAACUUUAUAAGCACAAGCCCCAUGAUGUGAUCUCCCAUGAAGAUGGAACUCUUUGGCGGAGACAAACACCCAAACUUCUUUACCCUCUUGCUCAGGUUCACAGUUUGUCUUUCUUCUCAGAUGUGAUUCAGCAUUGCCAGCGAGUCAAACCCAUCAUUGAUCUGGUCCAUAAGGUCAUCAGUACAGACCUAUCCAUAGCAGACUGUCUUCUGCCUAUCACGUCCCGCAUCUACAUGCUGCUGCAGCGGUUAACAACAGUGAUCUCACCUCCUGUGGAUGUCAUUGCUUCUUGUGUCAACUGUUUGACUGUUUUGGCUGCCAGGAAUCCAGCAAAGGUCUGGACUGAUCUUCGUCACACAGGUUUCUUACCAUUUGUGGCACAUCCUGUUUCCAACAUGAGUCAGAUGAUUAGUGCGGAGGGCAUGAAUGCUGGAGGAUAUGGAAACCUUUUGAUGAAUAGUGAACAGCCUCAGGGCGAGUAUGGGGUCACUGUUGCUUUUCUGCGUUUGAUAACAACCCUUGUCAAGGGGCAGCUUGGUAGUACGCAGAGCCAAGGACUUGUGCCCUGUGUAAUGUUCGUGCUAAAGGAGAUGCUUCCCAGCUACCACAAGUGGCGCUACAACUCUCAUGGUGUGAGGGAACAAAUAGGUUGCCUGAUCCUGGAGCUCAUUCACGCGAUACUGAACCUGUGCCACGAGACAGACCUGCACAGCAGCCACACUCCCAGCCUACAGUCUCUCUGCAUCUGCAGUCUGGCCUACACAGAAGCAGGACAGACAGUUAUUAAUAUCAUGGGCAUUGGCGUGGACACUAUUGACAUGGUGAUGGCAGCUCAACCCCGAAGUGAUGGGGCAGAGGGCCAGGGCCAAGGCCAGCUGCUCAUCAAGACAGUGAAACUGGCAUUCUCCGUCACCAACAAUGUUAUUCGGCUGAAACCCCCUUCUAAUGUGGUGUCCCCCCUGGAACAGGCUCUCACACAACAUGGUGCUCAUGGGAACAAUCUCAUUGCUGUUCUAGCCAAGUACAUCUACCACAAACAUGACCCUGCUUUGCCACGUCUUGCCAUUCAGCUGCUGAAACGACUGGCCACGGUGGCCCCAAUGUCAGUGUACGCUUGUCUGGGCAAUGAUGCGGCAGCCAUUCGUGAUGCCUUCCUAAUCCGACUGCAGAGCAAGAUUGAGGACAUGCGCAUCAAAGUCAUGAUUCUAGAAUUUCUCACGGUUGCAGUAGAGACCCAGCCAGGCCUUAUUGAACUGUUUCUGAAUCUGGAGGUGAAGGAUGGCAGUGAUGGCUCUAAGGAAUUCAGCCUUGGGGUGUGGAGCUGUCUCCAUGCAGUGCUAGAGCUCAUUGAUUCCCAGCAGCAAGAUCGAUACUGGUGCCCACCUCUGCUGCAUCGUGCAGCCAUUGCCUUUCUGCACGCCUUGUGGCAAGACCGUCGGGACAGUGCCAUGCUGGUCCUCCGAACCAAACCCAAGUUUUGGGAGAACUUAACCAGUCCACUGUUUGGAACCCUUUCUCCUCCCUCAGAAACAUCUGAGCCCAGUAUCCUGGAAACCUGUGCCCUAAUCAUGAAGAUAAUUUGCUUGGAAAUAUACUAUGUUGUUAAGGGUUCAUUAGACCAGUCAUUAAAAGAUACACUCAAGAAAUUUUCCAGUGAGAAACGCUUUGCCUACUGGUCAGGGUAUGUCAAGUCAUUGGCAGUUCAUACAGCUGAAACAGAGGGCAGCAGCUGUACCUCCUUGUUAGAGUAUCAGAUGCUGGUCUCCGCCUGGAGGAUGCUUCUCAUCAUUGCCACCAGUCACGCAGAUAUAAUGCACCUGACUGACUCUACAGUGCGUCGCCAGCUCUUUCUUGAUGUGCUUGAUGGGACCAAAGCGUUACUCCUAGUUCCGGCCUCAGUGAACUGCCUCCGCCUUGGCUCCAUGAUGUGCACCCUGCUGCUCAUCCUCCUCCGGCAGUGGAACAGAGAGUUAGGUUCUGUGGAUGAAAUCCUCGGACCCUUGACAGAGAUCUUGGAAGGAGUGCUGCAGGCAGACCAGCAACUUAUGGAAAAGACUAAGGCCAAAGUGUUCUCAGCAUUCAUCACAGUGUUGCAGAUGAAGGAGAUGAGAGUAACUGACAUACCCCAGUACUCCCAACUGGUGAUGAACGUCUGUGAGACUCUCCAAGAAGAGGUGAUUGCACUCUUUGACCAAACUCGCCACAGUCUGGCAUCCGGCAAUGCCACGGAGGACAAGGAUAGCAUGGAGACCGAUGACUACUCUCGGCCCCGGCACAAGGACCAGCGUGAUGGGCAGGUGUGUGUCCUGGGCUUGCACCUGGCCAAGGAGCUGUGUGAGGUGGAUGAGGAUGGUGACUCAUGGCUGCAGGUGACCCGCAGGCUCCCCAUCCUGCCCACCCUGCUCACCACCCUGGAGGUGAGCCUUCGCAUGAAGCAGAACCUGCACUUCACUGAGGCUUCUCUGCACUUGCUCCUCACUCUGGCUCGCACCCAGCAGGGAGCCACGGCAGUGGCUGGAGCUGGCAUCACCCAGAGCAUUUGUUUGCCCCUCCUGAGCGUGUAUCAGCUCAGCACCAACGGCUCGGUACAGACACCUAGUGCCUCUCGGAAGUCCAUGGAUGCCCCCUCUUGGCCAGGUGUCUACCGCCUAUCUAUGUCCUUGAUGGAGCAGCUGCUCAAAACUCUGCGGUACAACUUCCUGACUGAGGCCCUAGACUUUGUGGGUGUACACCAGGAGCGGACCCUACAGUGCCUCAAUGCAGUGAGGACAGUGCAGAGUCUGGCCUGCCUGGAGGAGGCAGACCACACUGUGGGCUUCAUUCUGCAGCUCUCCAACUUCAUGAAGGAGUGGCGCUUCCAUCUGCCUCAGCUCAUGCGUGAUGUCCAGGUCAACUUGGGUUACUUGUGCCAGGCCUGUACCUCCCUCCUGCACAGCCGCAAGAUGCUGCAGCACUACUUACAGAACAAAAAUGGAGAUGGCCUCCCCUCAGCUGUCACCCCCCGAGUCCAGCGACCGCCCAUCGCUCCUAUAGCUACACCUGCUGCCCCUGUCUGCUGUUCCUCCAAGCAGCCCACUGCUGACACAGAGGCCUCAGAGCAGCGGGCCUUGCAUACAGUCCAGUAUGGCCUUCUCAAGAUCCUGAGCAGGACCCUGGCAGCCCUGCGACACUUCACCCCAGAUGUCUGCCAGAUCCUGCUGGAUCAGUCCCUGGACCUUGCUGAAUACAACUUCCUGUUUGCCCUGAGUUUUACCACCCCUACCUUUGACUCUGAAGUAGCCCCCUCCUUUGGGACCCUUCUGGCCACAGUGAAUGUGGCCCUCAACAUGCUUGGAGAGCUGGACAAGAAAAAGGAGCCCCUCACCCAGGCUGUGGGGCUCAGCACACAGGCAGAAGGAACAAGGACAUUGAAGUCCCUCCUGAUGUUUACCAUGGAAAACUGCUUCUACCUGCUCAUCUCCCAGGCAAUGCGGUACCUUAGGGAUCCAGCUGUACAUCCCCGGGACAAGCAGCGGAUGAAGCAGGAGCUCAGCUCAGAGUUGAGCACACUGCUCUCCAGCCUCUCACGCUACUUCCGCCGGGGAGCCCCCAGCUCUCCUGCUGCUGGCGUCCUCCCCUCAUCACAAGCCAAGUCCACCUCUCUCUCCAAAGCCAGCCCUGAGAGCCAGGAGCCUCUUAUCCAACUAGUGCAGGCCUUUGUCCAUCACGUGCAAAGAUAGGGCAGUGGCUUACUGCCCACCUACCAUUCUCCAGCACUGUUGCCCCAGAUGGUGGGAGUGUUUUGGCUGCUGGGGCCUGUCUGCAACAGAGAGCAGAUCCAGUCACCCCCUCCCCAGAGCGGCCAUGACUCCAGCCACCUACCUGCUGACAUUAUUUUUAUAAUAGAUGAAGAUGUCAACAGAAGGGGCAGAGAGCCAAGAGCCCCUUGUGCUCAGGCUGUCGAAUUCAAAAUGCCCCCAAAGAAUUGAAUUCCUUUCCUUUGAGCAUUCCCCACAGCACUUUGCUGGCCCAGGGAGAGGCAGGAGCUGGUGUACAGCUGUCCAGGAGGGAGACUCUAUGCAGGGGGUUAAAAAUCUGUUUUCCAUGAUCUGUUCUGGCAGUUUUUUUGGUAAUACUGUGGUCUAUUUAUACAUAUAUUAAAAAAUACUGUUUAUAGACAA
Otolemur garnettii (small-eared galago) is the source of this 6228-nucleotide messenger RNA. It is a transcript of the gene NUP188, whose product is annotated as nucleoporin 188. The transcript has 43 exons. NCBI's taxonomy places the organism in Eukaryota, Metazoa, Chordata, Mammalia, Primates, Galagidae. Gene Ontology annotation, molecular function: structural constituent of nuclear pore. Gene Ontology annotation, biological process: RNA export from nucleus; protein import into nucleus. The record is from RefSeq and is a predicted model, not a curated record. The annotation marks the transcript as partial. Gene Ontology annotation, cellular component: nuclear pore inner ring.